AUGGUCUCUCUUUUCUCUCAAAGGGGGGUGCAGUGGCAAGUUCCUACUGUUGAGGAGUUAAAAGGGUGGAUAUUCAAAGAUGUGAUGAAAGAAAUGAAGGAACGCUUGAAUGAGGUUAGAAGGUCGUGGGCUGAAACUGGUUGCAGCAUCUUGCUGGAUGGAUGGACGGAUGCUAAUGGCCGGACUUUAGUGAAUGUUUUGGUGGAUUGCCCAAAAAGUACUGUGUAUCUUUUCUUGGCUGACAUAACUGACUGUGUUGGGAACAUGGAUGCUAUGCAGAUCUUCUUGGUGAAGGUCCUGGCGGAGGUUGGAAUCCCGAACGUUGUACAGAUCAUCACAUACUCGAGCUCGGACUUCAUGAAGGAGGCUGGUAGGCAGCUCAUGGAGAGAUACCGGCCAGUCUUUUGGACAGUGAGUGCUUCCCACUGCAUUGAGCUUAUGUUGGAGAAAUUGUGCAGGGUGGAUCUCAUCAACAAGACGUUGGAGAAGGCGAAGAUCAUCACAAGAUUUGUCCACAGCCACUCAAUUGCUCUCAAGUAUCUGCAAGACCAGACGAAAGGGAGCGGCCUGAUUGAUACUUCGAUGAUAAGGUCGAUAAGGCCCUUCCUAAUCCUCGAGAAUAUAGAGAAAAAGAAGGAGACUUUGAACACAAUGUUCUCCCCCUCUCAUUCUCAAAGCUCGAUUUUGAUAUCAACCAUGGAGGGGCGAAGAGCGGCUGAGUUGGUGGGGGAUCAUUCAUUCUGGAAUGAGGCCUCAACUAUUCUCAAAGGCACCAUGCCUCUAGUCCGCGUGAUAGAAUGGAUGAACAAGAGUGGCAAGGAUCACAUGGGGCUUAUAUACGAGACAAUUGAUCAGGCCAAGGAAACCAUUAAGGACUGCUUCAAGAAUAAGUCUGCCUACUCGCUGUUCUGGAAGACAAUUGAUUAUGUUUGGAAUGAGUCCCUCUACAGCCCUGUCCACUCCGCUGGCUACUACUUGAACCCGAAUCUUUUAUACUCGAGCAACGGGCUUAUCGACCCUGAAUUGAUCGGAUUACUGCCCAGAUGGAGCAUUACAGUCACAGAGUUGCCAAAGGUGCCAUGGCUGCCGGAGUCCCUGAAGAGCAAAGAUCGAACGUUUCUUCUGUUUCAGCUCAGUAGAAGCUUAGCCGAGACACUUCUCUUCAAGGGAAGGAAUUUAGAUGAGCAGAAGUGGCUGAGGGAUAUGGUUUUCCUAAGGUACACCAUGCAGCUACAGAAUUUUGUACCUGGAAACGUUGUUUCCAACGAGCCUGGACUAGUCGAUGACUGGCUCGCGGAUAGGAACAACGUUCCUUGA
This is a messenger RNA of Salvia splendens (bonfire salvia), 1317 nucleotides long. RefSeq lists its product as uncharacterized. Bases 1 to 1317 code for a protein of 438 amino acids. The transcript has 3 exons. The record is from RefSeq and is a predicted model, not a curated record. Lineage: Eukaryota; Viridiplantae; Streptophyta; Magnoliopsida; Lamiales; Lamiaceae.